AUGGCGACUACAGCCUAUGACUACCCAGGCACGACUGCGUCAGCCUCGAAUGACAACCUCUCGAGCUACGUCAUGUACCAGAUGCCCAUCAAGUCUCACGAGGAGCGCGACGAGGACGAGCGUAAAACACUGUUUCCACAGAUCGAGUUCGACACCACGUCCGAUAGCUACCCGUCUGCCGACUACAUCGAAUGCUAUUGGCACCACUUUCAUCCAGUCUACCCUGUCGUGCAUCGAGCAACGUUUGGGCAGGAGGAGCCAUCACCACUGUUGAAGGCAGCGAUGAUGGCAGUCGGCGCUCAGUACUCCAAGCAAUCAAAUGCUCGCGCCGAUGGUCGAAACUUCCACGAGCGGUGUCUCAAGCUUCUUUCGCAGCGCGACCUCGAUGUAGGCCUGCUGCAGAGACCUUGCGACAUGCAAGCCAUAUUCCUGAUAGAGCUAGUAUCGCAAUACAGAGGCCGACGAGCUUCACAGCAGUUAUCGAACCGCUUCAGACAUAUGUACAGCAUUCUGGCAACUGACUCGGAGGUCAUGUCUUCGGGCAACACACUUGGUAGCUACGCCAAGCUGUCACCAGCACUCGACCAGCGCAACAAAUGGAAGCAAUGGGUUCGCCUGUCCACUCGACAACGACUCCUCAUCGCCUGCUACAUCCUCGAGUCGCAGCAGGACUCUCUGCUCGCCCGCAAAUUGCCCAAAUUAACCGUGUCCGGACUUGAGCUUCCACUCCCGUCUCGUCUCUCUGUCUGGGAUGCCGAUUCAGCCUCCAGCUGGCUUUGCUCCUUGCAACAGCACCCGGCCUCACCAAACUUCGUGUACGCCAUUCCCACGGACCCAAACACACCCCAGUCAUUUCAAGCCGCCGAUGCCUUCCAAUCAGCCCUGCUCAUCUCCGCCCACCUCAACCGCUUAAAAACCACCUCUCGCGACACAACUGCCCUCCCUCAAACCAUCGACCCUUCCAUCCCCACCCAGCUGCUAUAUCUCGCCUGCCACCUCUCGCGCGACAUCCCCCUGCGCGACCUCCUCGCCGUCGCCGGCGAGACCUGGAUCUUAUCCGAAAAAGUCUCGUCCGAAGAAGUCUUCACAGCACACAAGAACGCCGUGCGCAGCUGGAUCGCCCCGCUCUGGACACAUUCAAAGCACCCGCCACCCAUCCACAUUGCCAUGAAACACGCCGUCCGCCUCCUCCGCCUCUCCCUCUCCACCCAGCCGACGCCCACGCUCAUCCCAGGCACCGAAAUGGGUCUCUACACAGCUGUGCUCGUGCUGUGGGCUGUCACGACCGCCGCAACAGCGCGCUGGAAACAGUGCGUACGUGCCGCCACGCCGACGCCGCAGAUCUUGUCGAGCAGUGACGCGGGAGCGGAGAUGGACGAGCGCGAACUGGAGCGCGAGACGAGUGAAUUUAUCAGUCUGUUUGAUUUCGAUGUCGCGCUCAAGGGGAUCGAGGGCGUGGGGCGCUGGCCUCAGGGUGGUGUGCCGCUUGCGCUGACACAGUGGCAGAGAGGCGUUGGUGCGGUGCUGAGGAGAGUGCAGGGCCGGAUAGGGGGAAGAAGUGGAGGGCGAGAUGGUGGUUCAAGUGGCGGUCCCGGGGAGUUGUUGGAAGGCGCAAGUGGGGUGCUGAGCAAGUUGGGCAGAAACGGAUGGGGUGUGGAGUUGUUCUGA
Molecule: messenger RNA, 1668 nt
Organism: Pseudovirgaria hyperparasitica
Lineage: Eukaryota; Fungi; Ascomycota; Dothideomycetes; Acrospermales; Acrospermaceae
Exons: 2
Coding region: 1-1668 (555 amino acids)
Biological process (GO): regulation of transcription by RNA polymerase II; DNA-templated transcription
Cellular component (GO): chromatin
Molecular function (GO): RNA polymerase II cis-regulatory region sequence-specific DNA binding; zinc ion binding; DNA-binding transcription factor activity, RNA polymerase II-specific
Source: RefSeq, a predicted model, not a curated record